AUGUUCUGGGGCGGAGACGGCAACAUCUGUACCAUUUCGAAAGCCCUUUGUCAGUCCGGGCCCAGUCUUUGCAUAUGGAAUCAUCGAGAGCUGCACGACACUUGUGCAACCUUGCCUUUCGGCAUGGCCCCGGUGGGGUCCGAAAUGCAGCUGAGAUGCGGCCACGACCACUUUCGUCGCCGGGGGCGCCCAGUAGCGCCAAGUCCAGCAAAGAAGCAGGAGGAGGAUCCACAGAAAAAUGAUUUCCCUGAGCAGUCGCUAUUCGACAUGGCCGGCAACCAUGACCGGCGAGCCGUUGGGUUCAAGGCCAACAGGUGGACGGACUCCGAACCAAGCGGCAUGCCUUUAUUGACUACCAAGUGUUGCGAGAAUGCGUGGGCUUCGCUGGACCACUUGUACUGCGCGUCAACUCGAUAUGCAGCACUAUUGCCAGAUGAGCAGAAGGAGAAGAAGAAGAAGAAGGGAAAGGAUGCCACGGAUGAACAAGAAGCUUCCUGGAGCCUCGAGCAAGAUUAG
Molecule: messenger RNA, 516 nt
Organism: Cryphonectria parasitica EP155
Lineage: Eukaryota; Fungi; Ascomycota; Sordariomycetes; Diaporthales; Cryphonectriaceae
Exons: 5
Coding region: 1-516 (171 amino acids)
Source: RefSeq, a predicted model, not a curated record